Messenger RNA from Aphanomyces astaci, 2798 nucleotides. RefSeq lists its product as hypothetical. The record is from RefSeq and is a predicted model, not a curated record. NCBI's taxonomy places the organism in Eukaryota, Oomycota, Saprolegniomycetes, Saprolegniales, Verrucalvaceae. The coding region runs from base 10 to 2547 and encodes 845 amino acids. Gene Ontology annotation, molecular function: protein binding; oxidoreductase activity. Gene Ontology annotation, cellular component: extracellular region. The transcript has a single exon. Gene Ontology annotation, biological process: proteolysis.
CUGUCUUCAAUGCGUACCGGUAGUUUCUUUUCGUGUGGGACGCACACUGACCAUUUUCAAAUGGCGUACCUCUUUCGACUUGGGCAGUACUCUGUCGCGCUCAUCUUGCUCGCCCUUGCGGCACAACCGGCUUUGCAGCAAUCAUGUCCACCCAUUGAAGUGGACGUGGACUAUCCAGGCAAUGAUAUCCACGGCAUCCCCUCCACUGCCGCCGAGAACUGCUGCGGCAUCUGUGCGGCUACGCCCAACUGCCUGGCGUUCUCGUAUGCGUAUGGCACAUGUUACCUCAAAUCGGCCAAAGGGUCGUCAGUUCGUACCCCUGGCGUUCAGUCCGGGACGGUGGCUACCUGCCCGUCCAUUGAAAACGACAUUGAUUACGCCGGUGGGGAUUUGAAAGCUGUGGCUGCGUCUACUGUCAACGACUGCUGCGGCCAUUGCAAAGCCACGACCGACUGCAAACUGUACUCGUACGCGUAUGGCACGUGCUACUUGAAGCAUACCCAAGGCACUCGCUUAGCCAAGGCGGGAGUUCACUCAGCUGUAGUCGUGGCCUCGGUAGAUCCACCCACAACCACUACAGCACCGCCGCCCAUCACAACGUCGCGACCACUCCCAGGGCAAUGUUACCCUCCAGUUCAAGACAUCGACUACGCCGGGAUGGACGUAGCCACCAUUCCUGGCUCGUCGUCGACAGCGCAGUGCUGCGAUGCGUGCAGCUUGUUCCCAUCAUGCAACGUCUAUGUGUUCUACCAAGGCAAUUGCUACCUCAAGUCGGCCAAGGGAAGGUCGUCCGCGCUACCGGGAGCCGUGGCAUCCGCUCGCUCGACGUUCGCUCCCACUUGCGCAGCCAUCGAGGACAAUGUGGACUUCCCUGGAGGUGACUUGAUUGCCGCGGCCAAGUCCACCGCCGAGGAAUGCUGCGACGUGUGUCGCGCGACAUCUGGAUGCGCACUGUUCACGUGGGCAUGGGGUACAUGUUAUCUCAAGUCGACGCAAGGGGCCCGUCAAGUGUCGUGGGGGGCUCGGUCCAUGGUAGUCGUCACCACCCCUCCACCCCCCACUACUUUUACGCCAAGACCAACAACUACUCCUCCUCUGACUACCCCCCCACCAACAACGACUACUCCAACACCUACACCUUCACCCCCGCUAUCUCCCCCCACCCCAACUCCAGUUGUCAGCUGUGGCAAGCGGCAGCGUAAAGCAUGGAGUGCGUCGUCGGCAGCGGAGAAGGAGUUGUACAUUAGCGCAGUUGAAGAGUCCAUGAAGCGGGGUCUGUACCAGCGUUUUCUAUCGGUGCACAACGACUUGAAAGCCAACAAGGAAGCGCACGGGACGUGUGUAUUUUUAUUUUGGCAUCGCAAGUUCUUGGUGGCGUUCGAAGACAUGCUGCGCAGCCUCGCCCCUGCAUACGCUUGCAUGACGUUGGCGUACUGGGACUACACCCAAGACUACGUUCGGUUUCAGACUUCCCAGUGCAAAACCAUCGCCGACUGCUCCGUGGCGACUGCAGACUUGGGCGGGUCCACCCACGGUCGCGACCCGCAGCCGGCAGACCCGGGACACUCCACCCUGUGCGUCACGUCGCGGCCGCUGAAUGCGUCUGUCGGGGGAUGCGUCCGGCGCGGUGACUGGCACGCCACGGCCAUGCCGGACUGGAGCAUUUCGAACGCGCGGUCGUCGUUAUUUGACGUCGGUCCAUCGAUCGCCGCUGUGUCGUACGACUUGGAGAUCGGCAUCCACGGGUCCGUCCACAUGGAGCUACGCGGGCAGAUGGGUAACGGGUUCCUAUCCCCCCAGGACCCGAUCUUCUAUCUGCACCAUGCAAUGGUGGACGUCCUCCACACUGUGUUUUACCACUGCAAAGUCGAACCGUUGAACUUGGACCCGAUAGGACAACAGACACAUCCAAGUUCGUUUCAGGGAUGUACGGUCAACUAUGGCGACGGCGCACCACAACCUGUGGGGCCGACCACGGCGAUUCUCAUGCGAAGUCACGUCGAUCUAGACGACAACGUGCCGAUUCCAGUGGACGACGAUCCCCUUAUCGGUCACUUCUUCAAGCCACUGCCGAGUGAGUACUUCAAGCUCACAGAUGCCAGAACCCUGGGGUAUAGCUACAACCUGGUCGGGCUACUCGGAGACUUGUACGCCAAAUGCGAUUCGACUCGGCAAGUCGUGUUCGAAUCAGAGCAGUUUGCAGACGAACAUACCAUCACGGCGCCGUUAAUAGACAGUGCCAACGCCAAGACAUUGCGGUUUGAAGAAGCCAUCGUGGCCGCCGCGAUAGCGCAAGGCCUGUCAAGCGAUGCUGCGUAUGUUGAAGUGAAAAAGAUCAACCUCCUUCUCCAUGUCAACUGCUUUGGCGGACAAGACAUUCAAGACUACCCUGACGAGCUCAAGCAACACAUGCACUGGGGGACGAGCCAAAAGCCAGGGUUUGUCCUGUGGCACCAGCUCAAGACCAACCAAACCACAGUUGCCAUAUCUGGAUGGCAACACAUCACCCAAGCAUAUUACAAUUGCUCGGGGGCGAUGAAGCACUAAACUUGGAAUAUAAAUGCAUCGUCGUGGAGGUAUGUAUUGUCGGUCAAGUUGUAGGCUAGCGCGGGUUGGUUCGUUAACCCGUACUAGUAUUUCGUGACAGCACUUGCAUUUAUUACUUACUACUGUACUGGUAGUAUAUACAUGUACUACUCCAGGUAGUAUGUAUGCACAUACGUCGCGUUCACUAUUGUUUGUCAAGCAACACGAACACACUGAGAAGCUCAAAUUGCUACUGCAGUAUUAAUACGACG